GUUUUUGGAACACGUGCGCUACCGAAUCACGCGAAUCGUGGAAUCACAACAGAAAGCACGAAAAACAUUCAGCGUGAUAUUUUUAGUUCACCGGCGUUCGCUUCGCGCUUCGUCGCAGUCUUAUCAGUCGAAACGGUAUAGAUUCAAGUGCGUAAAAUGUUACGAAAUUCUGUGAAAAGUUUACAAUAUUCCAUAAACCACGUGAGGAAAUCGUUCCAUCGUUCAGUGCUAUUGGUACGGCAAUGUUCCUCCACCAGCGGGAAGUUCGAAGCCAGCUCGUCGGAGGAGCUGUUCGAGCAGCUCAAGGACAAAAUCCGCUACAGCUCGUUUGUGGAGGACAACACACUGAAGCUGGGCUACCGGCGCAAUAAGAUCAUAGAGUCGCGGAUGGAAAAGGCUCGGCGUGAUCAUGCCACGCACCAGAUCCGGGCUCGUCCCUUCCCGAUCGCUCUGGAGCAGUUGUAUGGCGAACGGCUGCAGGAACCGUCCCCCGUGGACGCCGAGGAAUCCGAAGAGGUGGUUGACUAUUUCCCCUACCAGAAGCUAGUGCGGAAGGUCGAGAGGGCACCCCGCGAGGAGAUCCCCGAAGAUGUGGCCCCGACAACGGGCGAAUGGAUGUCCGACUACGAGUACUACGAUGAGGAUGAAGACGACGAUCGGAAGUCGUUCUAUGGGACACCGGAUCCGCGGGAACCGGUUUCGAACAUUCCGUGCGGUGGUUGCGGAGCGUUGUUGCAGUGCGCCGAACCGAGCAUUCCCGGCUAUCUGCCCAGUCAGCUGUACAAGGGACGGACGAAGCAACAGUUGCAGAUCAGCAUUUGUCAGCGGUGCCACUUUCUGAAGAAUUACAACACGGCCAUCAACGUGACGGUGUCGCCGGACGAUUACGUCGAGAUGAUAUCGUCGAUUCGGGACAAGAAAGCGCUGGUGUUGCUACUGGUCGACCUCCUGGACUUCCCGUGCUCCAUCUGGCCAGGCCUAUCGGAAAUUCUUGGCCCAAGCCGAUCGAUCAUCGUCGUCGGAAACAAAGUGGACCUAAUUCCACGCGACUGCCCGGGCUACCUGGACAACAUACGCAACAAUCUGACCAAAACCUUCCUGGAUGCCGGCUUCACCAAGAACAACAUCAAGCACGUUUCCCUCAUCUCGGCUACCACCGGUUACGGAGUCGAACAGCUCAUCACCAAGAUCCACAACGUUUGGGGAACUCGCGGCGAUGUCUACCUGGUCGGCUGCACCAACGUUGGCAAGAGUUCGCUCUUCAACGCGCUGCUCCGAUCGGAUCUUUGCAAAGUUAAAGCUUCCGACUUGGUCCAACGGGCAACGGCCUGUCCCUGGCCCGGAACUACCCUCAAAAUGCUGAAAUUCCCCAUCCUGAGACCUUCCGACUACCGUCUGUAUCUUCGUUCGAAGCGCCUCCAGUCCGAACGAGCCAUCCUCAUCGAAGAGGAGAAACUUCGCAAGCACCAAGCCCGGAACACCGGAUCUCCUCAGUUUGCCACCCUCAUCGGACACAUCGGUCAAACCUUCGCCCCGGAAAAGUCCGAGGGCUUCGAUCACUUCUCGGUAGCGCAAAGGGGCGGCGGUGCGGCGCCCAUCCUGACCCUGAACGAGAAAAGCGAGGACUUCAUCAACAGCAAAUGGUGCUACGAUACCCCCGGAGUGGUCCAACCGGAACAGAUCACGAAUCUCCUGACCACCGACGAACUUCUCCUAACCCUACCGAAGCAAAUGAUCCGCCCGAGAGCCUACCUCAUGAAGACCGGACUGACCCUAUUCCUAGCCGGUCUCGGUCGCCUAGACUACAUCGAAGGUCCCGAGUCGACCCGCGUUCUCCUGUACGCUUCCCCGAACCUCCCAACGCUGAUCUGCGACACCGUCAACGCGGAUGAAGUCUACCGGAGUCUCCUGGGCACGGAGUACCUCCGCGUGCCACGAGCCGACCCGGAACGGUUGGCCAAGUGGCCCCCGCUGCAAGCCGCACCGGACAUACUCCUGUACGGCGAGGAGAAGCACGUAUCCGUGGCCGAUGUGGUCCUAUCGUCGGCCGGAUGGAUUGCCAUCAACCUGCCGGCCGAAUCGGAAGCGGUGUUCCGUGCCUGGACCCCGGAGCGGAGGGGCAUUUUCGUCCGGCAGCCGGCCCUGCUUCCCUACGGAAUGGCACUCAAGGGCAAACGGAUACGAGGUAGUUUGGCGUACCGGGAAGGAGAUGCAUUUACCAAGCAAUGAGGCAUGUGCACUAGAUGGUGUGUAAGUACUUAUAAGUCGAUUUUUUAUAAUAUUGCAAACACGUGGUUGGGGCUAAACAAACGCGUUGAUGUGAUCCGAAAUUCCUUGGACUCGGCUGUAAUAUCAUCAACAUGUACAGAUCCAAUGAUACAAU
This is a messenger RNA of Aedes albopictus (Asian tiger mosquito), 2383 nucleotides long. Its product is annotated as nitric oxide-associated protein 1. Lineage: Eukaryota; Metazoa; Arthropoda; Insecta; Diptera; Culicidae. The record is from RefSeq and is a predicted model, not a curated record. The coding region runs from base 157 to 2229 and encodes 690 amino acids. The transcript is spliced from 2 exons. Gene Ontology annotation, molecular function: GTP binding.